AUGAAUUAUUAUGAUGAAUCCACAGCCUUUUUGGGUCACUGGGGUCUUUUCCAGCAGGUUGUGUUCUUUCUACUAUGUGCCAGUGCUAUACCCAAUGGAUCAGGAGUUGUGUCCUUUGUGUUUGUGGCGGACAUUCCCAGACACCACUGCCGGAUUCCUGAAGUCAAUUUAACCACAGAAUGGUUUAAUGCGAUAAUCCCAACACAGGUGGUGGAUGGAGAAGAGGAGCUGAGCAGAUGCAGCAGAUACAGGCUGGAUGUGGUCAGAAACCUGUCUGCUCAGGGAUACGUUCCUGGCAGAGACGUCAACCUCACUGAUCUGGAGCAGGAGAGCUGUGUGGAUGGAUGGAUCUACAGCACAGACAUCUACCAGUCCACCAUAGUCUCUGAGUUUGAUCUGGUGUGCAGUGACCAGUGGAAGCAGCCGUUUACUUCCACACUUUACUUCAUUGGAGUUCUCAUUGGAUCCUUCUUCAGUGGACAGAUCUCAGACAGAUUUGGAAGGAAGCCAGUUUUUUUUGCAACCUUGGUUAUCCAGACAACUAUGACUUUUUUUCAAGUCUUCUCCCCUUCAUGGACAGUGUACACCAUCCUCAUAUUGUUCAGCGGUUUGGGACAGAUUUCCAACUACGUGGCUGCUUUUGUACUAGGAACUGAAAUCUUGAGUGGAAAUGUCCGGCUUGUGUUCUCCACGCUGGGCAUGUCUGCUGCUUAUGUAGCUGGCCACUUGAUGCUUCCACUCUUUGCUUAUUUUUUAAGGGAUUGGAAAUCUCUUCUGUUGGCAAUCUCACUGCCCUGUCUGGUCUACAUCCCCCUCUGGUGGUUGAUCCCAGAGUCUCCUCGAUGGCUGCUUUCUCAGGGGAGAGUGGAGGAAGCUGAGGCCAUAGUGAGGAAGGCUGCUCACCAGAACAAACUGGAGGCUCCACAGGUUGUCUUUAAGAAUUACAGUGUUGAUAAUGACAAGAUACAAAAAGAGAAACACCACACUGUAUUGGAUCUAUUUCAAAACAUAAAUAUCACAAUUACAUCGCUCAUUCUCUGGCUGUCUUGGGCCACUGCAGGUGCUGGCUAUAACGGUCUGUCCCUGAACACAUCAAAACUUGCUGCUGACCCAUAUAUCAGCUGUUUCAUCUCAGGUGCUGUAGAGCUACCAGCAUACGUCUAUACCUUUCUUGUUUUUAAGUAUUUCUCGCGGCGACUGCCUACCAGUGGUGCACUGGGCAUGGGGGGAGUGGCACUGUGCUUGAUUCAGGUGAUCCCAAAAUCUUUACCACAGUUGGCUAUUGCACUGGAGAUGCUGGGUAAAUUUGCCUUUUCAGUCUGUUUUUCCAUGGUGUAUGCCUACACAGCAGAGCUUUACCCAACUGUGCUCAGAACCACAGCAACAGGAACAUGCUCUACCUUUUCCAGACUGGGAAGUGCCCUUGCACCUUUUUUGUUCCAUCUGAGUAUCUACUCUAAGUACCUGCCUUAUAUUGUACUGGGGUCUCUGGCUGUUGUUUCUGCCAUUGUCAUUCAGUUCCUUCCAGAGAGUUUUGGACGAUCUUUACCUGAAACCAUUGAACAGAUGCACAAGUGGGAAAGAAUGAAGUGUCCAUGCAUCACUAAGAAAGAAAAACCCAGUGCAGUGGUUCUAGAAACUAAGCUCUGA
Sphaeramia orbicularis (orbiculate cardinalfish) is the source of this 1650-nucleotide messenger RNA. RefSeq names its product solute carrier family 22 member 5-like. Gene Ontology annotation, biological process: transmembrane transport. The record is from RefSeq and is a predicted model, not a curated record. The transcript is spliced from 11 exons. Gene Ontology annotation, cellular component: membrane. Lineage: Eukaryota; Metazoa; Chordata; Actinopteri; Kurtiformes; Apogonidae. Gene Ontology annotation, molecular function: transmembrane transporter activity. The coding region runs from base 1 to 1650 and encodes 549 amino acids.